This is a messenger RNA of Planococcus citri (citrus mealybug), 1090 nucleotides long. It is a transcript of the gene Tsp68C, whose product is annotated as Tetraspanin 68C. The record is from RefSeq and is a predicted model, not a curated record. The transcript is spliced from 5 exons. The coding region runs from base 167 to 1009 and encodes 280 amino acids. Lineage: Eukaryota; Metazoa; Arthropoda; Insecta; Hemiptera; Pseudococcidae. Gene Ontology annotation, cellular component: plasma membrane.
UGAUUCGUGGGAUGAAUGGAUGAAAAUUACGGAACCCACCUGCAACAAUAGGUGGUGAUCACUGAACCAUGCUUCCUCAAAGUGAUCAUCAUACUCUGGACAACGAUCGCAACACACAUAUAUUUACAUCACUCAGUUAUGAAACAGAAAUGGUCAAUUUUAAAUCAUGAACGAUUCCAGUUUUAAGUAUUGUUUUUUCAAUUUCGUUAAUUUUUUGUAUCUAGUAUGUGGCCUCUGCUUGGUUGCUGGAAGUAUCAUCAUACUCACAGAUUCCGAAAGAAUUCUCAUCUCGAGAUUGAUACCGAUUAACAGCAAUGAACCGAUUUUAUACUACAUUUGUAUGGCUACGCUGUUGCUAGGAUUGUUGAUAUCUGUCUUGUCAACAGUAGGAUGUUGGGCUACUUACACCGAUAAUUAUUGUUUAUUUUCGAUAUACGUUUUUGGAGUAAUCGUGUUAUUACUCGGAGAAAGCGUUAUGGGCGUUGUAACCGCAAUUUGUCCGGAGUAUUUGGGUUUAAAAUUUAACAAAGAGUCGUUGUCCGAUGUAUGGCAGCGUAAUUACGGAGUACCUGGUAGAGAACAGUACACAGUAGCUAUUGAUCUGAUUCAAGUAAAGUUAGAAUGUUGCGGAGUUUCGAGUGGAAAAGAUUAUUUGAGCUCAAUAUGGCAUGCUGAAAAACUUGCAGCUCCGAAUUUAACAGUGCCAAUAUCAUGUUGCCAUCUUGACCAAAAUCAAACGAAAUCAUUCCUCGAUCCGGUUCCUUUAGAUAUCACAACAUGUCAACAACCUGAAUCAGAAAAAAUACACACGGCGAGACAUAUCGAAGGAUGUAUUAUUCCGUUAGAGAAUUGGCUUCGGGAACAAAAAACAACGAUUUUAUUAACUGCCUUGAUCAACCUGGGAAUCCAGUUGCUAAUACUUUUCGCAGUAAUAACCACUUGUAUUCGAAGUAAACCUAUGACAUACGAUUCCACCGCUAAUAAGCGAAUUUCUACAACUAAAUAUUAAUUUUUUUAUUCACAUGUUUGAUAUCAAAUUAUAAAAAUUUUAUCAUUUUUUUUUUUUAAUAAAAAAGUUUUAAACACCAAA